Messenger RNA from Echinostoma caproni, 357 nucleotides. Lineage: Eukaryota; Metazoa; Platyhelminthes; Trematoda; Plagiorchiida; Echinostomatidae. The record is from the annotation of a GenBank genome assembly.
CUCCGGGCAACUUCUCACAGUCGACGUCCACCGCUUAGUCGGGACCAACACGCGACGUGUGAUGAUCAAGCACACAUGUUGGAUCGAUUGAAUCGACGCGGUGUUCCACCACAACAACAGUCCAACAUGAACUCAUCCGGUUCCGUUUCUCAGCACCAGCAUCACCCGCCGGGUGCUCCUCGACCCGGCCCGGAUGCAGUGCAUCUGGUAGACAGUGGUGCUGGUGGUAGCGGCAAUCCUGGACUGCCCAAAUCGAUCGGAUCGAGUACCGGACCGGGCCGACUGCAGCCACGUCCGGCACCACCAUCUUAUCAACAGGUUUGUCAUCAGUCGAAUCAAUAUUUUACUCAUAGAUAA